Molecule: messenger RNA, 372 nt
Organism: Morus notabilis
Lineage: Eukaryota; Viridiplantae; Streptophyta; Magnoliopsida; Rosales; Moraceae
Product: succinate dehydrogenase [ubiquinone] iron-sulfur subunit 3, mitochondrial
Exons: 2
Coding region: 1-372 (123 amino acids)
Biological process (GO): aerobic respiration; respiratory electron transport chain
Cellular component (GO): mitochondrion
Molecular function (GO): electron transfer activity; iron-sulfur cluster binding
Source: RefSeq, a predicted model, not a curated record
AUGUCAAAUAACUGGAUUCGACAAAGCUACAACAAGGUAGCUCGUGUUCUCGGCAAAGUUGAUCCAAAGAAUCAAAGCUUUCCGGUUCUAGAAGGCCACCCUGCGGCCCAAAAACACGCAGAAGGAGCAGUUGAGGCCCAUGAAUCCGUCGUAGAGAAAGCCACUCAGCUCUUAAAGGAGUUCAAGAUAUACAGAUGGAAUCCUGACCAUCCCAACAACAAACCCUAUCUCCAAUCCUUCUUUGUUGACCUCUCCAACUGUUGCCCUAUGGUGUUGGAUGCGUUGCAGAAGAUAAAAGCAGGGGAAGAUCCGAGCUUGAAUAAUAGGAGGUCUUGCAGGGAAGGGAUAUGCGGUGUGGGUCAUGCUCAAUGA